GACAUUUGUCUUGGUUCGUCUCGUCCCAAUGCCCUAGGUAUCUCAGUUCCGUUUCUUCUUCCUUUAUUCUUCUGUUCGGGCUAGCCCUAGCUGUUGAUGCACUGCGCUUCGUAUUCGAUUUGACGGGAAUUUGUUGAUAGCCAAAGAAGGAAGCUUCGUGUGGGUCGUUAAUUAAGUUAAUCUUGGAGGAGAAGAUAGUUGCCGAGUGGAAAUUGACGAAAUGAGUUUUGCCUCUAAUAUUUGGAGUCGGUUCUUGAUCGUGGUUGUAGUUUUACGACAUGUGAAAAAAGAAUAUGGAGGAUGCAUCAUCUGAAACUAUCACAGAUAAAGUAUCUCAAGAGAAUCAUGAAACUCGUGAUGAAAUUCUUUCUAGGCACAGGAAAGAGAUAUCACAGUUACAGAAUAAAGAAAUGGAACUUAAAAAGGCUGCGGCUAGAGGUAGCAAAGCUGAACAAAAAUUGAAGAAAAAACAGGUGGAGGAAGAGAUAUCUCAACUUUCUGCGAAGCUAAAAAAGAAACAUAAUGAAGAACUUGCGUUCUUAGGCUAUAGUAGCAGUAAUGGAAACGAACGAAGUAAUCUCGACAACCUAGUGAAGGCCGUGGCUGGCGUAUCGUUGACAGCUCAAUCCGACCAUUCAAAGCCAAGCAAAAGCACAAAACGGAGGGAGAAGAGGGCUCAACAAGAAGCAGCAAGAGACAGAAGAAUUGAAGAGGAGCAGAGUAACACUGUGAGUGAUAGAAUGAUCGAGAAUGAACAAUUGGAAAAGAAGCUUGGACCUCUUGGUUUGACUGUUAAUGAAAUCAAGCCAGAUGGGCAUUGCCUCUACAGAGCAGUCGAAAACCAGAUGGACUUCCUUUCAGGAGGUUCAUCUCCAUACAAUUACCAAGAACUUCGUCAAAUGGUAGCGGCUUACAUGAGAGACCAUUCAACCGAUUACAUGCCAUUUUUCCUCUCGGAAAACGUCGUAGAAGGUAAUUCAAACGAAUCGCUGUCCGAAAGGUUUGAAAAUUACUGCAAGGAAGUUGAAUCCACAGCGGCAUGGGGAGGGCAGCUGGAACUUGGUGCUUUAACCCAUUGCCUUAGAAAACAUAUCAUAAUAUUUUCAGGAUCCUUCCCUGAUGUGGAAAUGGGAAAGGAGUACAAAUCAGACGGCGUACUAAACUCAAGUAUUAGGCUGUCAUACCAUAAGCAUGCCUUUGGACUUGGGGAGCACUACAAUUCUGUGGUUCCUGUAUGACCAAUGGGGCAUAUCAUGUCGCUCAUGAAGGGCCACUUUGGCUAAAAAUGUUCUUUUUGUUUCCUUCCAUAGAUAUUUAGCGUUCCUCAGAUUUCUUCAAUUAGCUGAAGCAAGUUAUUUUAGUUACAACUAUUCCAUGUGCUAUUUUGUUGUUUUUUAUUGGGCCAAUUUUCUCUUA
This is a messenger RNA of Cucurbita maxima (winter squash), 1416 nucleotides long. RefSeq names its product OTU domain-containing protein 6B. Bases 294 to 1238 code for a protein of 314 amino acids. Gene Ontology annotation, biological process: protein deubiquitination. Lineage: Eukaryota; Viridiplantae; Streptophyta; Magnoliopsida; Cucurbitales; Cucurbitaceae. Gene Ontology annotation, molecular function: cysteine-type deubiquitinase activity. The record is from RefSeq and is a predicted model, not a curated record. The transcript has 4 exons.